AUGCAGGUCAUUCACUUCCUAAACAUUGAAAAGGACGUACGUGAAUACUCUUUAAACAAUAUUAUUUCAAAAAAUAACGUAUUAAAUGGAUACAACUGCUAACGAAGCCGCUCAAGUGGUAGCAUNGGCAUGGAUCAGGCCGACAACGCUGCACAACGGACAGAGAUGAUCGUUUUAUUGUCUCGACGUCUUUGCGCAAUCGAUUUUCCAAUGCUGUAGAGCUUCAACAGCAACUCCGCGCAGCUCGCAGUACAACAGUAAGCACCUCUACGGUUAGGAGAAGGUUAGGAGAACAAAAAAUUGUGGCCCGCAGACCUGCUACCGGUCCGAAACUGACUGCACAGCACCGCAAAGAACGGUUACAUUUUGCCCGUGAACAUUUUAAUUGGACGCUUGACCAAUGGAAGACUGUGCUCUUUUCUGAUGAAACAAGGGUGUGUCUAUACAGCAAUGACAAACGAAGGAAAGUGUACCGAAGGCAGGGCGAACGGUUUGCACAAGCCUGUACCGAGGAGACAGUGGAGUAUGGAGGUGGAUCAUGCAUGUUCUGGGGCGGCAUUUCCAUCGAUAGCAAGACCGAGCUUGUGUGCGUUUCCCGAACUGGUGGCGCUCGAGGACAAGGAUCGCUAACUUCUGAUCGAUACAUUACAGAGAUCUUAGAAGAGCAUGUGGUACCAUAUGCGGGUUUUGUUGGAGAUGGGUUUAUACUAAUGCACGACAAUGCUCGUUCCCACACCGCAUUAAUUGUAAAAAAUUAUACGGAAGAGGUUGGGAUCCCUGUUAUGAACUGGCCAGCGAGAAGUCCAGACCUAAACCCAAUUGAGCACCUCUGGGACGAAUUAAAACGAAGAGUGCGGUCACAUGAUCCUGCCCCAACAACCCUCCAAGAUCUUCAAUAUGCUGUUGUUGCGGAAUGGGUGAACAUUCCUCAAGAACGCAUCGUACGACUCAUAACUUCUAUGAAAGAUCGUAUGGAAGCAGUAAUUAAGGCAAGAGGAAGUAGCACUAGAUUUUAA
Molecule: messenger RNA, 1016 nt
Organism: Cinara cedri
Lineage: Eukaryota; Metazoa; Arthropoda; Insecta; Hemiptera; Aphididae
Source: the annotation of a GenBank genome assembly